AUGCCACAUGCCGACCCCCAACGCCUCCGCCACCUCUCCCAGCGCGGCCGGUUCGCGGAUGCCCUUUCUCUCCACAGACAACCCCUCGGCUGGGGACUUGGGACUUCCUCCCACCACGUUCGCCUUGUCUUCAACCCUCAAGGCCUGGGCCCGAAUUUUGUCAAAAUGGGCCGACCGACGACCCACAAACAUGUGCUUAAGAUCGAGUUGUGUGGAGCAAUCUUCGUUCAGAUGGCCCUUGUCGACUUCUAUUCGAAAUUGAGAGAUAGAGGCGUCCUCAAGUUUCUCUUGACGGCAACGCUGGAUAAGUCGACCUCCCUCAUAGGUGAGUAA
Molecule: messenger RNA, 333 nt
Organism: Striga asiatica
Lineage: Eukaryota; Viridiplantae; Streptophyta; Magnoliopsida; Lamiales; Orobanchaceae
Source: the annotation of a GenBank genome assembly